Messenger RNA from [Torrubiella] hemipterigena, 2852 nucleotides. The record is from the annotation of a GenBank genome assembly. NCBI's taxonomy places the organism in Eukaryota, Fungi, Ascomycota, Sordariomycetes, Hypocreales, Clavicipitaceae.
CAUACAUUUAAAUCAGGCUCCGUUUGCCGCAUCAUCUACAGCAACACCACCAGAAAAUCUUGCAGUGGUAGCCUACGUAACUAGUUGUAGGGGGAUUCAUUAGGCCGAGCCGAUCUGUAGUGGAAAGCAACUUUAAUGUCAUGUGAUGCGCAGCAAACGUCUCACGGCCUUGUGCGGGGAAGGUGCUCAGGUCUGGCCUACUUGACUGCUCGACAUCGUCACUGUUAAAGUAGCACCAACGAUAUGUCUGGCGCUGAGGUUAUCGGGUUGAUAUCAGCUAUAAUUUCGAUUGUUGAGGCUACCGUUCAAGUCAGCAACGCCAUCAAAGAUGAGGCUGGCCUACCCCCAAACUUCAAGGCUUCCGCAACAAAGCUUCCACUAAUCACAAAGCUUCUCGAUGAUGCAGAGAGAUAUGUCAAAGGGUCGAACGAAGAGUCUAUCGCCUCUACCUUCAAACCAAUUUUAACAGAUUGCGAAGAGAAAGCCAAGCAGUUGCAGCAACUCUUCGACAAAGUAGUCCCAGCUGAGGGCGACUCGCGAAUGCAAUGCUACCUUAAAGCUGCUCGAACGAUUGGCAAAGGUGGUCGGGUGGAGACUUUGAUGGCUGGUCUCCUUGAUAGCGUGCGGCUGAUGGCGACCAACUUUCCGGACACAUUCACACCGAGGGGACAAGAGAGUUUGGCAAAGGCGAUUGGCGAGGUGGCUGAGAUGGAGCCAUCCUUGCCUAAUGACUUUGACACCAAAUCCUCCUUUGUUCAGCACGGGAAUGGGGUGCAGAACAACAAUUUUGGCAAUGACAAUAGCAAUAUAUCGGGCAGUCAAAACCAUGGCUCGGGUACGAUGUUCGUUGGUCAUAAUAUUGGUAUGCCGCCUAAGCCAUAGAUGUCUUGUCGUUAAAAUACUUAAUUAUUGUAUAGUUGUUAAUCAUCCUGCAAAAGAAAAUAUCCAAACUAGUAUAACUAGCCUCAUGUUUGAUUCAAGUCUGUGGGGCAAUAAUUUUGACAUUACUUUUAGUAUGUCUGAAGUGCCCAGGAUCCGGAGCUUUGUGGCACGAGAAAAAGAAAUUGAAGAGAUGCGUCAGUCGCUCAGCUCUGGUAUCGGCCGUCGCAUCGUCGUCCUCCAAGGACUUGGUGGCAUUGGCAAGACUCAAAUUGCUGCAACAUACAUUGAGCGAUUUCAGCAGGACUUCUCUGCGAUAUUCUGGCUGAAUAUGAACGACGAAGUGUCUAUUCAUCAAAGCUUCGUUACGAUGAUGGAACGGAUCUUGAGCCAGCAUCCUACCGGAAGCGCGACCAGCGCGCUGAACCGACAGGAAAGCAACGACGCGGUCAUCGAAGCUGUCAAAGUUUGGCUCGGCUUACCGCGUAACACAAGGUGGCUCCUUGUAUGCGAUAACUAUGACAAUCCAAAUUUCAGCAAUAUUACCAAGCAUGGGAUAAACAUCAAUCAUUAUCUUCCCGCAGCAUUUCAAGGCUCUAUUAUUAUCACGACUCGAACAUCGUUUGUUAAUGUCGGACACCAAAUUCCCAUAAGAAAACUCGAAUCAAUCGACGACGGCCUUAUGAUCCUAGCGGCGAAUUCGUAUCGGCACCACUUGCAUGACGAUAUAGAUGCAAAGCGCCUUGUUGAAAAGCUUGAUGGGCUACCACUUGCAAUUGCUUUGGCUGGACGGUAUUUGGAGCGCUCUUCAAUGAGCUUCGCUGACUACCUUCAAUUUUAUGAGACGUCAUGGGCAAGUCUCCAAGCAAACACUCCAAGCUUGGGAUCUUACGCUGAUCGCACGCUAUGCACGACGUGGCAAAUUUCUUACGAGCAUGUUCAACAGCACAAUAGUCUUGCUGCGCAUUUACUUCGAUGGUGGGCAUUUUUUCACAGGGAAGACUUGUGGUUUGAACUCGUUCAACACGCGGCAAGCGAGGGGCCAGAGUGGACACGUGGUCUUGCCAAUAGGCUACACUUUGAUGCCGCUAUGGGCAAGUUGUAUGAUUAUGGAUUCGUCGAAGCACAUCCUUCUAGCAACGAUGUAGGUGAGUCGAGGGGUUACACGAUUCAUGGCUGCCUGCAUUCAUGGAUAAGUCAUAUAUUACACGACAAAGAAGAGAAGGACCUAUCUACGCUGGCCUUUACAUGCAUUGCGUCACAUGUUCGUACGAGUGACAAUGAGAAGUACUGGUUGCAUCAACGACGUCUUAUAUCUCAUGCAAUAGCCUGUUCCAACUUAAUCCAGAAUAGCUACAAAGAUUUAAGCUGGGGCUUUAACAAGGUUGGAGAUCUUUUCAUGGACCAAGACAAACUGAAUGAUGCCGAGAAGAUGUACCUUCGAGCACUUGUGGGGUAUGAGAAGGCAUGGGGUCCAGAUCAUACGUCAACGUUGGAUACUGUCAACAAUCUAGGGAAUCUUUAUGCAGAUCAAGCUCAAGGCAAGACGGAUGAUGCUGAGAAGAUGUAUCUUCGAGCACUUGCGGGGAAGGAGAAAGCCAUUGGCCAAUCUGAUAUUGCUACAUAUCGACCGGCAAUUAAUACCAUCUUGAACAUAGGCAUCUUACGACAUGAGCAAGGAAUGCUCCUUGAUGCUAAAGACCAUUAUCAGCGCGGGUACGAUGGCCUUUUCGCACUGCUUGGGCCGGCUCAUGCAGAUUCUUGCUUAGCCCUCAAGAGACUUGUGGAAGUGGAUGAUGCGAUUGCUAGAACCUCAAGUAUUAAGCAGACAGACUAGAUAAAUAUUAGGUACAAGACGUUGUAGGGUUGUCCUGCACCAAGCCGGGCAUGAAUCCUGAUUCUAGUAACUGGUGGCUCCAGUAUUAUCGGUGCGGUGUUACAGUAUAUAUGCAGCAUUAUUAUAUUGUAGAACA